CGGACUGUCAACAACCGAUAAUCUUUUAGUUUAACGUUUAAACUUUAACCUGCCGGUGCUUCUCAUGAUUACCGGAGGAUACAACACACACAGCUGGAGGAAGACGCUGAUGUCUUCAUGACUUCAUGAAUUAACCGAACAGCCGUCGACACACAGCAGCCUCUCAGUGACCAGUGAGACCAGUGAGACCAGUAUGGCUGCUGCCAACACCACCAAGAUCUCAUGGAGACUGCAGGAGUUCGAGGCUCACUCCAGCAGCGUCUCCUGUCUGGCUCUGGGGAAAAGCUCUGGCCGCCUGCUGGCCACCGGAGGACAAGACUGCAGGGUCAACAUCUGGGCCGUCAGCAAGGCCAACUGCAUCAUGAGUCUGACUGGUCAUAAGAACCCGGUGGAGUGUGUCCAGUUCAACCUGUCAGAGGAGCAAGUCGUAGCUGGUUCACAGUCUGGAUCAAUACGAGUCUGGGACCUGGAGGCCGCCAAGAUUUUAAGGACUCUGAUGGGACACAAAUCCAACGUCACCAGUCUGGGCUUCCAUCCGUUUGGAGACUUUCUGGCUUCCAGCUCCAUGGACACAAACAUCAAGCUGUGGGACGUUCGGAGGAAAGGAUACGUGUUCAGGUACAAGGGACACACUCAGGCUGUGAGGAGUCUGGCUUUCAGUCCUGAUGGGAAGUGGUUGGCUUCAGCCAGCGAUGAUUGUACAGUGAAGCUUUGGGAUCUGACUCAGGGGAAAACCAUCACAGAGUUCAGAGCUCACACCGCUGCCGUCAACAUCGUCCAGUUUCACCCCAACGAGUAUCUGCUGGCGUCAGGCAGCUCGGACAGAUCCACGAAGCUCUGGGACCUGGAGAAGUUUUCUAUGAUCGGAUCUCUGGAGGGAGACACGAGUCCUGUCAGGUGUUUAUUCUUCAGCCCAGACGGCGGCUGUCUGUUCAGCGGAGCCACAGACUCUCUGCGUGUUUUCGGCUGGGAGCCCGACCGCUGCUUCGACGUGGUUCCGGUCGGCUGGGGCAAAGUGUCGGACCUGGCAGCCUGCAACCAGCAGCUGAUCGGCGUGUCCCACCAGCUGUCCAGCGUGUCGUCCUACGUUGUGGAUCUGAAGAGGGUGAAGAAGAGCGGCGGCUCGGUGAUCCAGGGAAUCAUUCAGGACAACCAGCCGCUCACAGAGCCGAAGGAUCCGAGAGGAGCCGCGCUGCGCAGGAACUACGAGAGACCAACAACCACCUGCAGCACCCAGAGGGUGAAGCAGAGCUCGGACGCUGACCGGCGGAGCCCCGAAGGAGAGCGACGGAGCCCCAGCGAAGACGAAGCCGACGAUAAAAACGUUUCUUCAGCCGAGAUCCACAACGCAGAAGACUUCAAGGAGAUCUUCCAGCCCAAGAACGCCAUCUCUCGGACUCCUCCCAAGAUAUCAGAACCGUUUCCUGCUCCUCCAGAAGACGAAACAGUUUUGGCGAUCGGCCGUCAUCUGAAGGACAUGAUCGCUCCUUUUCCCGACAAGCAACUGACUACUCCCCUCGCUUCCUCUACUCCGGUCCAGCGGGUGGAGCCGACAGUCGUCUCCUGUGUGAAGCGUCCCGUCUCUUCACCCAUCGCGGCCCCGGCGUUCUCUAACGUCAGCGACCCUCCUCCUCAUCCUCAUCAUCCUCAUCCUCAUCAUCAUCAUCCUCAUCCUCAGCCCGCCGUCACUGCCGCCAAAACUAAACCACAACCCAAAAUCAUCCUGAGCACCAGGAACGAGCCGAUCGGACUGAACGUGGCCGACUUCCUGCCUUCGUCUCCUAACAACCGCGGCGUUGCCCUGAGCGACGAGGAGGCUCUGUCUCAGAUUAAGAAGGGUCAUGACACCAUGUGUGUGAUGCUGAGCAGCCGACACAAGAACCUGCAGACGAUCCGAGCUGUGUGGGCGCGGGAGGACAUCAAGAGCGCUCUGGACACCGCUGUCUCUAUGAACGAUCUUUCUAUCGUAGUCGACAUCCUGAACAUCAUCAACCUGCAGCCGUCGCUAUGGAAACUGGAUCUGUGUACGACGAUUCUCCCUCAGAUCGACAAACUGCUGCAGAGUAAAUACGAGAGCUACAUGCAGACCGGCUGUACGUCUCUGAAACUCAUCAUGAAACAUUUCUGGAUGCUGAUCUCUGACACGCUGAAGGCGACGCCGUCCGUCGGAGUCGACAUCACACGAGAAGAGCGGCAUCAUAAAUGCAGAGUUUGCUGUAAGCAGCUGAAGAAUCUGAGCAACAUGGUGAAGAACAAGGCGGUGCAGGUCGGUCGUCAUGGCAGCGUCUUCAAAGAGCUGCAGCUGCUCAUGGCGCCGCUCGACGACUCGCUCUGACGCAGACCCGUAACCAUGGAGACCUGCCGAUCAGCCUAUCAGCCGAUCGGCAGACGGACUGAGAUCGGACAGAGACUUCGCUGCACUUUUGUUGUCGAGUCGAUAAAAGUGUUAAAAAAAAGACGUUUAAAUCUUUUUCGUCUCAAAUCAGAAUCACAAAAAAAAGUUUCAGUCUGACGAGCUCGACCGAACCUCGUUUAGUCUGGAUCCUCCUGAGCCGGUCGGACGCUGCGUCAUGUGACACCGAGCUCGUCACCACGACACCGAUGACAUCACUGAGAUCGAUAAAAAAAAACACCUUCAAAUUAAAACAGGUUGCAGCUCGUUGUCGUUGUUGUUGUUUUAGAGGAGAUCCGUUAGUUUAACACACACGACGUCACACUUCACAUUUAACGUCUGUCAGAACACACACAUUCAAUAUUUUGGCUUUUAAAGCUUCGGUCACUUCCUGUUCACAUAGAUCAACACUUUUUAACGAUGCAACCUGAUUUAAUAAAUCACUAGUUUGUGACCCACCGGGACUGUUUAACCAGUAAAUCCAUCACUAAGUGUCUGUGUUAAACCUUCAGUAACAACAAUAACUAGACUCUAACUCAACUAAAGAGCAGAGAUGAAGUGCUUUAGUCUGUACGAACACUAAACAAACACACGAUCCACUCAGUGUUAGACGGCAGAACGCUGUCGACUCGAUAGAAGAACAAAUGAAUUCAGAAAUUAAACUGAUUUAACGUUGAGUGAAGCAGCGACGUGUAAAAGUUUAAAGGAACAGUUCAACAUUUUAUAGAGAGGGUCUAACUUGUCUCUGUUAAAGCUCCAAAUAUCAUUAAUUAACAUGUGAUAGAUCGCUAUGUCUCCUAGGCAACCAGCGCUGAGUUUUCGCACUAAUUAAAUAAAUAAGUCGUAAAUGUUAAAGGAACAGUUCAACAUUUUUUUAGAGAGUUGGGAGAAAAGAUUUGGUUUGCAAGAUUGGUUUGCACUCUCGUAUCUAUCCGAUAAGUUUGAUGCAAACCUGUCUUUGUUAAAGCUCCAAAUCUCGUGAUAUCUCGUCAUGUCUCCUAGGCAACCAGCGCUGAGUUAUUACACUAAUUAAAUAAAGAAGUCUUAACGUUUUAGGUGCUGAUAGACGAGCUGUUUCGGGUCUUCGUGCUAAGUUAGCAGCUGCGUCCAUUAAUCAAUUAGUCCAUCGACAGAAUUACUAAACAACUAUUUCUAUAAUUGAUUUAUUGUUUUAGUAAUUUUACAUCAAAAAUGCCAAAAUUCCAGCUUUUCAAAAGUUAAAGGAACAGUUCAACAUUUUAUAGCGAGUUGGAAGAAAAGAUGGUUUGCAUUCUCGUAUCUGUCCGAUAAGUUUGAUGCAAACCUGUCUUUGUUAAAGCUCCAAAUCUCAUUAAUUAACAUGUGAUAUCUCAUUAUGUCUCCUAGGCAACCAGCGCUGAGUUCAUGAUGUUUUCGCACUAAUUAAAUAAAGAAGUCUUAAUGUUUUAGAUGCUGAUAGACGAGUUGUUUCCAGUUAGCAGCUGCAACGAUUAAUCAAUUAGUCCAUCGACAGAGUUACUAAA
This is a messenger RNA of Scomber scombrus (Atlantic mackerel), 3894 nucleotides long. It is a transcript of the gene katnb1, whose product is annotated as katanin p80 (WD repeat containing) subunit B 1. Gene Ontology annotation, cellular component: katanin complex. Lineage: Eukaryota; Metazoa; Chordata; Actinopteri; Scombriformes; Scombridae. Gene Ontology annotation, molecular function: microtubule binding. The transcript is spliced from 20 exons. The coding region runs from base 194 to 2335 and encodes 713 amino acids. The record is from RefSeq and is a predicted model, not a curated record. Gene Ontology annotation, biological process: microtubule severing; microtubule depolymerization.